This is a messenger RNA of Lingula anatina, 2046 nucleotides long. RefSeq lists its product as uncharacterized. NCBI's taxonomy places the organism in Eukaryota, Metazoa, Brachiopoda, Lingulata, Lingulida, Lingulidae. Gene Ontology annotation, biological process: proteolysis. The record is from RefSeq and is a predicted model, not a curated record. Gene Ontology annotation, molecular function: metalloexopeptidase activity.
CAUACCGUUCUUUAGAAAUCGUCUGCUUUUCAACCGGCAUUUAAACAUACCGCUACAAUCAAUGCCUCGUCUUACACUGUGGGAUCGAUACACAUCCCAAGUUCAAAUAAUCCUUGGCAUUAAAGAAAAGUUGGCACAUUGUGUGAGACAUUUCACGUGUACGGAGGUCUAACGGGACUCGAAAAUAUUUCUUGGAUCAAUUCAAAACCUGCAGGAGGAGCAGAGUGAAAUGGCAACUUUAAUCCGCCUUUUAGCUGGAUGUUAUUGUAUAUUCAUUUUAGAACUCCAACAUCGAUCAUGCUUUGAAGUGAACAAGACCUGGAUGAGGGAAACGCUGACCACUCGUUUCUUUAGCCCUCGCCACCACGCGCAUGACCCAGCGGUCAAGAAUGAGACCAUGAUGUUCAUACAUGAUUAUCUGCAAAGCCAGGGACUGGACACCAGAAUACAUAGCUUCGAUACAGACUUAGCGGGAGUGAAAGGGCAUAAUGUAAUAGGUAUUCUGAAAGGACGUCAGUUUGGUACAGUACACGACUUCCCACUGGCAAUAGGAGCGCAUUACGACACAAUGCGGACCUCACCAGGUGUAAAUGAUAAUGGGUCUGGUGUGACGGCAAUGUUGGAGGCUGCUAAGGUCCUUACGCACACUGGGUGUAGACCGAACUAUACAUUAUUCUUUAUUGCCUCAGAUUUUGAAGAAUGGGAAAGUCAUGGAAAAGACAUCGCAUGCAGCAAAAUCGCUUGUGGAAGCCGGGAGCUGGUAAAAACGUGGUUCCCGAAGUUCUGGAAAGACAAUUACCCUGCAAACACCGCGGCAGACAAUCUCCCGCCUUUCCAAGGGAUAAUAAUACUGGAUGUCGUUAUGAACGUUGAUCUGACGGAGAAGUCGCAGAAUGUACCCACAGAAUUUGAACAGGCGUUUCCUGACGUCAUGAAAAAUAUUAUUUCUCGGGAUGGACGCGGAGACUUUCUGGCCGUUAUUGGCCGCCCUGAAGAACGAGAUAUGCUGGAUCACCUUCAGACAGAGUGGAAUAACGUGGCUGGAAACCCCCAGUAUCACAUUGAACGUUUCAAUCUUCCACCAAUCGACAAAACUCCACUCACAGAGAAAGAUGUAUGGUCGCACUACAAAAAUUUUGGGCGCAGUGACCAUAUUAGUUUUUGGCUAAGUAAUCUCCCAGCAGUUUUGAUAACAGACACGGCUAAUUUCCGCGGCGCAAUGAAGAGUUGCUACCACACCACGUGUGACGGCAUCGCUCUUGUUACAGACGACAAUCUGGAAUUCCUAGCACAGACCACAAAAACGAUUAUCAACACUAUGGGGAAAAUGUCUGGAAUUUCUUGCCUGCUUUCAAGUACAUCGUUAAAUUUUACAUUUGCCAAUAUAGGCGUGGACUGGACCAUUUCGGGAUUCGCACCCGCUCUUGUAGCGUUGACAACAUCGAUAUCAAUUGGACCCUUAUUACUAUAAGAACAAACCGUCGUUACGAGUAACCAUAUCCUGCAGUGGUUGAUUCAGCCGUUGUAGAGGCAAGUGGAGUAAAGGUUGACCCAGUCACUGCAGACAGGCGGUGCGCAGUGGUUGGCUCAGCGGUUGGAGAAACUGGUUGAGCAGUGGUUGGUGCGGUAGUUGUAGAGGUAUGUUCAGCAGUGAUCAUGCAGUGUAGCCGCUCUAGAACCGGGAUGAGCUGUGGUUGGCUAGGCAAUUGCAGAUGCGUAUUAAGGGGCGGUUGGUGUGGGUUGAGCAGUGCUUGUAUCAUCAGAUGUAAUACCGAGUUGUACGGUGGUUGAAUCAGCCGUUGUAGAAUCGGGUUGAGCACUGGUUGAUUCAUCAGUUGUAAGAGCAGGUUCAACAGUGGUCGGUUCAGCCGCUGAAGAUGUGGUAGUCGGUUCAGUCUUUGUUGUGGCGGAUUGUGUGGUGGUUGGCUCCGUCGUUGAAGUAGCGGGUUGCGUGGUAGUUGGUUCAGUCGUUGUUGUGGCGGGUUGCGUGGUGGUUGGUUCAGUCGUUGUUGUGGCGGGUUGCGUGGUGGUUGGUUCAGUCGUUGU